UUUUUAUAAAUCAUGAAUGGCAAAUUUCCGAUGUGCUGUUGUGUUUGUACUUAACUAACGUUAUUUAUUAUUUGUUAAAAGAAAGAAAAAUGAGUUUCGAAAAACCAGUUUGCGUUGCUGACAUUGAAGCAAUUGCUAGAAAAAAUUUGACAAGAAAUGCUCUGAAUUAUUAUGUAUCUGGAGCAGAUGGUGAGCAAACAUUAUCUGAAAAUUGUAAAGCAUUUGAUCGGUUAAGAAUACGACCUCGAUUAUUGCGAGGUCUCAACCAAGUUGACAUGACCUGCCACACACAAAACAAGCAAUUUAAAAUUCCAAUAUGCAUUGCGCCUUCAGCAAUGCAGAAAAUGGCACAUCCUAUAGGUGAAAUUGGAACAGCUCUUGCUGCUGAAAGCUUUGGUACAUGUAUGGGUGUCAGUACCCUUAGUACCACAUCAUAUGAGGAAAUUGCAAAGGCUGCUCCAAACUGUCACUUGUGGAUGCAGCUUUAUGUUUACAAGAAAAAACAACUGUCAGUAGAUUUGAUCAGAAGGGCUGAAAAAGCUGGCUUCACUGCUAUUGUUCUUACAGUUGAUACUCCAGAGCUGGGCAAAAGAUUAGCAGAUGAGAGGCACAAAUUUUCGCUUCCUUCUGAUUUGGAGCUAGCUAACUUUAAAGGUGUUCCUGGAAUUUCUGAUGUCAGCAGCAAGGGUGGUUCAGGAUUAAUGGCUUACUGCAGCAAAAACAUGGAACGUGCAUUAGGUUGGGAUGAUGUUGAUUGGUUGAGGACAGUCACCAAACUACCAAUAUUGCUGAAAGGUAUUCUCACAAGAGAAGAUGCAUUAGAAGCUUUAAAGCAUGAUGUUCAAGGAAUUAUUGUUUCCAAUCAUGGUGGCAGACAGUUAGAUGGAGUUCCCUCCACGAUUGAAGCACUUCCAGAAGUAGUACAAGCUGUUGAUGGAAAAAUGGAAGUGUAUCUUGAUGGUGGCAUACGUAAAGGAACUGAUGUUUUUAAAGCGUUAGCACUUGGUGCUAAAGCAGUGUUUAUUGGAAGACCAGCUCUAUAUGGACUAUCCUAUAAUGGUGAAAAGGGUGUGAAGAAAGUGUUGGAACUUCUUCAGGAAGAGCUUGAAAAAGCCAUGUUACUUGCAGGUUGUGCUUCGUUGGCUGAUAUUACACCAGAUAUGGUUGUACAUGAAAGCUAUUACUGGAAAUUACCCAAUCACAAGUUGUAAUAUCGUACUGUUAAAGUGGCGUCUGAUUGACUUUAGAUAAAUACAUUCUUCUUGUCGUUAUCUAUUUAUUUCUUGUUUUAAAAUUCCCUUCUGCUAUGAACCAUCGUUAUCCAUGCUGGCAUGGAAAAUGGUGUUAACUAUUUCAUGAAAGUUAUUACAAAGAUACAGAAAGUUUUGUUGAUUAACACAAGGUGUUUCAAAACAAAGGUUAAAUUUAAAAGCAAAAUAAUUCAUAGCAGAAAACAUGCAGUGAUGUGUAAGUUUUGAUAGUAUGGACAUUUUAUGUAUAUAAGAUAUACACUGAUUUGUCUUUAGAAUCUUCUGUAAAAAAAUGUUUGUUAUAAAUUGUUCUUGUUACAUUCUUGUAAUUUCAUUUAUAAAAUGAUUAUUUGUACACUAUGUUUAAAUUUCUUUAUUUUUUUGGUGAUUUUUGCUAACACUUGGAACAAUUUAAUUAUAUGCAGUGUCGUUGCAUAAAUAAUUACAGCUAACAAGACCAGUAUCAGUGAUAUAUGCCAAUCGUAACUUACUGUUAUUUUAGAUAGUUUAGCACUCUUCUGUAUCUUUGCACUUUUUGUAAUUGUCAUGUAUUGAUUUAGCAAGAAAAAAUGCAAACUGUAUUAACUUGGUAUUAUUUUUAUUUAUAUCAUAUUUAUGUGUCCUAACAUAUGUAUUAAACAUUAAAGUUAUUUUUACUAAACAUCUACAUAGCAAGUAAGAAGUUGUAACAAUAUUCUUUUAAUGUUUUGUUUUAUUUUUUUGCUUUUUAAGAGCUAAAAGUUAAGGAAAUGUCAUUUAUGCGUGCAAAAUGAGCCUAAAUGGUGGAAAAAAAUUUUCAUUUCUCAGGAUUGGAUCAUUAGUUUUUUUCUGAUAUUUUGCACAAAGACAGGGAACAAUAGACUCUCAAAUGUGCCAAAGUCAGUUUUCUAAAAACAAAUCUUAGUGAACAAAAUGAGCAAAAAUGAUCAUUAGGACAUUUUUCAGGAUUGGAUCAAUAGUUAAUUCUGAUUUUUUUUCACAAAGAUGAGAACAAUUGCCCCUUAAAUGUUAUAAAGUCAGUUUUUUUAAAAUUUGUUUUUCCGACCCAAUAAUGGCGGAUUCGUGGGUAAAAUGAGUCUUAACAGUUCAAAAAUACAGAUUUUUUUCUCUUUCUUUACGGAGGAUUGGAUUAUUAGUUUUUUCUGAUGUUUAUUCUUGGUGCCACAAAACCUUUUAAAAUUAUUUAAUUAUUGUUAUU
Molecule: messenger RNA, 2448 nt
Organism: Hydractinia symbiolongicarpus
Lineage: Eukaryota; Metazoa; Cnidaria; Hydrozoa; Anthoathecata; Hydractiniidae
Exons: 6
Coding region: 90-1211 (373 amino acids)
Molecular function (GO): oxidoreductase activity; FMN binding
Source: RefSeq, a predicted model, not a curated record